Messenger RNA from Lagopus leucura (white-tailed ptarmigan), 899 nucleotides. RefSeq names its product C-C motif chemokine 5-like. Gene Ontology annotation, biological process: neutrophil chemotaxis; G protein-coupled receptor signaling pathway; positive regulation of GTPase activity. The transcript has 3 exons. Gene Ontology annotation, molecular function: chemokine activity; CCR chemokine receptor binding. The record is from RefSeq and is a predicted model, not a curated record. Gene Ontology annotation, cellular component: extracellular region. NCBI's taxonomy places the organism in Eukaryota, Metazoa, Chordata, Aves, Galliformes, Phasianidae. The coding region runs from base 107 to 382 and encodes 91 amino acids.
UCUGACUGGCCACCAGCCUGAUAAAAAGCGAGGAGCAUCCCAGCCACUCCACACCAAGCCUGGGAGGAUUCUGCUCUGCUCCUGCCUCUGCAGCUCAGCUCUGCCCAUGAUGACCACCGUAGCUGUGCCUUUCUCCAUCCUCCUGAUUGCUGCCCUCUUCCCUCAGACCUCUUCAUCUCCAUUUGGGGCUGACACAACUGUGUGCUGCUUCAGCUAUAGAGUACGGAAGCUGCCCCAGAAUCAUGUGAAGGAGUAUUUCUACACCAGCAGCAAGUGCCCACAGCCAGCAGUUGUGUUCACCACCAGGAAGGGGCGGCAGGUCUGCGCGAACCCUGACGCCCGGUGGGUGAAGGAAUACAUCAACUUCCUGGAGCUGCAGUGAGCACCAGGACCCGAGGUGUCUGCCCUGGAGAGCCCAGUGAGUCUGUGCAGCAAAGUCAUGGCGUGGUCCUAGAAACCCCACUGCUGAGCACCAGGGCCAACAGACACCCCAGGGUCCCUGAGCUUCUUUUUGUCUUGCAACAGCAUCAUCUAUACUAUACAAUUUAGCCACCCUACCAUGCAGCUGAGAUGCUGGGGACGUGCCUCUUGGCCUUUCAGGUCUGCUUGGUGCAGGCUGCUGUGCAAAUGUCGUCUCCUCCUGUGCCUCUGCUGCUGGAGCAGGAGGGGACCUUACCCUAAGAGCCACCUGUGGGAUGCAGUCUGUCAGAACGAGGUGUGUGUGCUGUCACAUAAUGCAGGCUGACCUCCAGGCCAGCUGGCUGUGUCUUGCUGUGCUGCAGGAGCUGUGAAUGAGAUGCUGUGAAGGAGAUCCUUCCCUAAGGGAGGAAACAGUACACUGGAUAUUUAUGGGAUGCUCAUUCUGGAACCACACUUGUGCUCAAAACGCUGUGUCUUGC